CACCGGCGUUUUACUCGGUAGCAGAAGGUCGUCAGCAGCUGGGCGGAAUUUGUCAAAAAAGAACCAGGUGAAAACCAGAUGAGCGAACCAGACUUCGCUGCAGGUUUUGCGCCGCGGACACACGGCGAUGUGAGUGUAAGCGAAGGCGGAAAAGAUCAGUGACGCGGCCUGACGUCGCGUUUUGUCGGGCUGUUAUGAAACCACGCUAGCCGCCGUUAGCCGCAGACCAACCACCGUUCGUAGCCGGGGCUCGGCUCGCAGCUCUGAGAAGCGGCCGGUGACGCGGGCGGUCGGUGCCGUUAGCCGCGCUGACGUAAGAGAGUUUUCGGAACCGGAACUUUGACUCGCGGCGUCCUCUAAGCGGCGCGUUGGACCCGACGUUCCCGGAGCUCGGCUUCACAGAUCCAGGAUCGUCCGAGCGGAGAGUGGCUGGUUUUGAUGGCAGCCACAGCCGGUGCCCGGAGGUUACCCAUGGGUGUGCGGACGUUCAGUGACUUCCUCCAGAUCGCCACCGUGGGCUCCCCUCGCUCCUGUCGUUCGGCUUUGCAGCGAGGAUGCCUGAGACAGAACAUCAGACACCUGUCAUCCUGUGGCAUUUUGAUGACGAGAAGUCCCAAGGUGCUUUGCCUUCAAGAGGGGGACACGAUGGCCGCUGCUCCCCAGAGCAGGAACUUCAUCAGCCUCACCAACAAAAGGAAGGAGUACUCAGAGCGUCGAAUACUUGGUUAUUCCAUGCAGGAAAUGUAUGAAGUGGUGGCCAACGUGGACGACUACAAGCACUUUGUGCCUUGGUGCACGAAGUCCCAGACCAUCAUGAGAAGGGCGGGACACGCGAAGGCCCAGCUGGAAGUGGGAUUCCCUCCUGUGGUGGAGAGAUACACGUCCAUGAUCACCAAUGUUAGGCCUCAUUUAGUCAAAGCCGUGUGCACAGAUGGAAAGCUGUUCAAUCACUUGGAGACAAUAUGGCGCUUUAGUCCUGGCAUUCCCGGCUACCCUCGCACCUGCACUGUAGACUUUUCUAUAUCCUUUGAGUUCCGGUCCCUGCUCCACUCCCAGCUGGCCACCAUGUUCUUCGACGAGGUGGUGAAGCAGAACGUGGCCGCCUUCGAGCGGCGAGCCUGCAAGAUCUACGGCCCAGAGACGCGGAUCCCACGGGAGCUGAUGUUUCACGAGGUGCACCAGACGUGAUCUCCGCGGCCGCACGUCUUCAUCUGGCCUUAAAAACCCCACACCCACGUUCAUCCCCGUCGCACACUCGGACCUGCAUGACCCAACCGGCUCGCCCCCCCCUCCCCUCCACCAAAUUCGAUCUCCACUGCUGUAUAGACAUCACAGCGACAAUGGACCCUAACUCCUUAUGUCGGAAGUUCUGCCUCAAGUUUUCUCUCAUUCCCCCCUCCUUCGGUCUGUCUGCUGUCCGUCUACCUCCAGUUUAGUUCUUGUUGAGCAGAACCCACCAUUGCACUAGCUCCACGGCAGUGACAACUGUGUUUAUGUUAACUAAACAGUAAAUCAUUACACAACAUCGACUUUUAAUUUAAAAACCACGCCCCUUUCUAUGGUUUUACCGAGGCAACCGGACGCGGCAUGAAAACAUCAGCCGUCAGCCGAUCUCACUAUAUUAAAGCGCAUUGUUAGCCUUUUACCAAUUUCAAUAUAUUCAUCUGAAAGAAGUGCAAUGGCUUCAAGUUAUUCUUUGUUUUUAAUUUAUUUUGCAGUAGAUAUUUGAGAACACUUGUUUUUGUUCCGGGCUUAUUAAAGGUGCCAUGUUUUGGGGGGACAUCACGUGUUGUUGCUGUUACAGUGUUAUAAAAAGUAAUCUGCUUCAUUAGUAGCCGACUGCAGUCUCAAUCGAUCGGGGGGGGAAAAUGGCUUUAAACCUAGCUGCUGUGCUGUGCUGUGAGGAUUGUAUCAUAACUUGGCCUCGUUAUUUUAUAUUAUGCCUUAUUUAAAGGUCCAGCUGUAGAAAACACCAGCUCAGGUUGGUGGGAGCCAAAAUCUUUGCACAGAUUACCUGAACGGCGUCAUGGAACAUGCUGUAGUCUAUUAAAAGCGCUAACGAGAUAAAAAAAAAAGCUAAUUUUCUAAGAUCAAAAUGCAACUAUAUUUGCCAAAUUUUAUUUUAUCAAAUCAUAUAAAAAGUGACAGGAUGGGAAAUUAAAAUGCUAUUAAACAUAAUCACGUCUUAAGGUGCUUUUUUUUUUUUUAAACACAAAUAAAUUGAAGUAAAAUGAUGCUAAAAAUAAGAAUGUUUCACACACAGCAAACGUAGUGUCCCUCGUUAGUCAAUUGUAUUCUGUCCAUCUUCUGGAAAUGAUUAGGACCAUGAUAUGAAACGUGCUGGUGAGCUGUAGAAUAAAAUGCUGCAAAACUUU
This is a messenger RNA of Fundulus heteroclitus (mummichog), 2375 nucleotides long. RefSeq names its product coenzyme Q-binding protein COQ10 homolog A, mitochondrial (gene coq10a). The record is from RefSeq and is a predicted model, not a curated record. The coding region runs from base 439 to 1188 and encodes 249 amino acids. Gene Ontology annotation, biological process: cellular respiration; ubiquinone biosynthetic process. Gene Ontology annotation, molecular function: ubiquinone binding. The transcript is spliced from 5 exons. Gene Ontology annotation, cellular component: mitochondrion. Lineage: Eukaryota; Metazoa; Chordata; Actinopteri; Cyprinodontiformes; Fundulidae.